CCGCUCACCGCCCCCCGGGUCUUUCUCUGCGCGGCGGUGACGGUGCAACAGUCUUCGGUCGUCCCGAGCGGGUUCAUCCGACACCUUCACCCCAGCCGAGACACUACCAAACCUGCAGCAACAUGCCGCCCAAGUUCGACCCCAACGAGAUUAAAGUCGUGUACAUGAGAUGCACGGGAGGAGAAGUCGGCGCCACCUCCGCCCUGGCCCCCAAGAUCGGACCCCUGGGUCUGUCUCCUAAGAAAGUGGGAGACGACAUCGCCAAGGCAACCGGGGACUGGAAGGGCCUGAGGAUCACGGUGAAGCUGACCAUCCAGAACCGGCAGGCCGCGAUCGAGGUGGUUCCCUCAGCGUCAGCUCUGAUCAUCAAGGCUCUGAAGGAGCCGCCGCGGGACCGGAAGAAGGUCAAGAACAUCAAGCACAGCGGCAGCGUGACCUUCGAUGAGAUCGUGGGAAUCGCCCGCGUCAUGAGACACCGAUCCAUCGCCCGGGAGCUGGCCGGAACCAUUAAGGAGAUCCUCGGUACCGCCCAGUCCGUCUCAGUUCUGGUUCUGAUUCUGUUCUGUUUCCUCAGGAACCAUCAAGGAGAUCCUCGGUACCGCCCAGUCCGUCUCAGUUCUGGUUCUGAUUCUGUUCUGUUUCCUCAGGAACCAUUAAGGAGAUCCUCGGUACUGCCCAGUCCGUCUCGGUUCUGGUUCUGAUUCUGUUCUGUUUCC
Messenger RNA from Cololabis saira (Pacific saury), 716 nucleotides. It is a transcript of the gene rpl12, whose product is annotated as ribosomal protein L12. Gene Ontology annotation, biological process: translation. Lineage: Eukaryota; Metazoa; Chordata; Actinopteri; Beloniformes; Belonidae. The record is from RefSeq and is a predicted model, not a curated record. Gene Ontology annotation, cellular component: cytosolic large ribosomal subunit; ribosome. Gene Ontology annotation, molecular function: large ribosomal subunit rRNA binding; structural constituent of ribosome. Bases 123 to 701 code for a protein of 192 amino acids. The transcript is spliced from 6 exons.